AAUGAGUACAAGUGAAUGUGUCCUCGGGAUUGAUAUCGGGACAACAUCUGUUAAGUGCUGUCUGGUGGAUGUCAAUUCGAGGGAAGUAAUUUCAAGUCAGAAGAAGGACACGUACUCUGAUGUGCCCAGUGAACUUGGUACAGAAGGUAACAAACAAGAUGUUCCACGUAUAUUGUCAGCCCUGCAGAUGUGUGUUUCCAGGCUACCCAGAGAAGCUACACGCAAGGUGACACGUAUAGGUGUAUGUGGCCAGAUGCAUGGCUGUAUGCUGUGGAAACAUGGACAGGCUUGGGAACAAAAGCCGGAUUCAGAUAGGUUUGAGAUUCGUGAAGUUAGCAACUCAUACACUUGGCAAGACAAUAGAUGCACGCAGGAAUUUCUCUCAUCUUUACCAGUUCCAGAAUCACAUCUUUCCAUUGCAUCUGGAUAUGGAUGUGCCACGUUACUGUGGUUUUCCAAGAAUAAACCAGAAAAGUUAACAAGAUUCAACAGAGCUGGAACUAUCCAUGACUUCCUUGUCUGUAUGUUGUGUGGGCUAGACCGGCCUGUUAUGUCAGUACAGAAUGCUGCAUCAUGGGGUUUCUUCAACACCAACACCAAGAAAUGGAAUGAGGCACUCCUGCAGGAAGCAGGUCUAACCAGUGAUCUACUUCCCACUGUUGUAGACUCAGGACAAGAGGCUGGACAGCUUGAGAACUCUUGGUAUGGAAUUCCUGCCAAGACACCAGUCAUUGCUUCACUAGGUGAUCUUCAGUGUUCAGUUCUACCACUGUUGUCUGGAAAUGAUGUAGCUGUAAUUAAUAUAUCAACAUCAGCCCAGCUCUGCUUCAGGAUGUCAGAGGACUUUGUGCCACCAGAUCAACCUCCCAGCAGCUCACAGCCAGUCGAGUAUUUCCCUUUCUUUGACAACACAUACUUGGCUGUAGCAGCAUCUUUAAAUGGCGGCAAUGUCCUGGCAGCAUUUGUGAGAACUGUGCAGCAGUGGAGUCUUGAAUUAGGUUUCCAAGUUCCACAGUCAAAGAUUUGGCAGAGAAUUCUAGCCCUUGGUGCAGAGCCUCAGAGCCAGUCUUCACUUGUAGUUGAACCUACAAUAUUUGGGGAGCGUCAUUCACCACAAGAGAAUGCUAUGGUGUCUAAUAUAGAUUUAGGAAACAUAUCACUAGGAAAAGUAACAAGAGGACUGUGCAAAGGAAUUAUCACAAACAUACACAGCAUGAUGCCGCGAUCUCUCCUCGUAGAAAAUGGAAUCACAAACAUCAUAGGUGGAGGAUCAGCCCUCACAAGAAACCCUAUACUGCACAAGGAGCUCGAAGAUACAUAUCAGCUGCCAGUGUCUCUGGACUCACGAGGGGAUGCUGCGUAUGGGUCCGCUUUGGCAGCCAUUAAUUCCAAAGCGCAGUAAAGAUAAUCAUGUAGAAUUAAUGAGUUAAGAUUUGAAAUCUUACUUGCAAGUAUAUUCUUUACUGCACAAAAUUUCUGAAACAAGAAAUAUGAAUUGUAAUACAGGGUUAUGAAUAUUGAAAUCUGUUAUGAUUUAUGAAACUGUUAUAUUCUAAUUUCCAAGAUUUUAUGCCUUGUAAAAUAAAUACUUUUUUGUGUGUAUGGGGGUGUGUGUGUGUGUGUGUGUGUGUGUGUGUGUGUGUGUGUGUGUGUGUGUGUGUGUGUGUGUGUGUGUGUGUGUGUGUGUGUGUGUGUGUGUGUAUGUGUGUUCUUACCUAGUUGUUUCAGUACAAGAGAAGAGCUAAGCUCAGAGGGUCACAUCUACUAUAUUGACAAUGUCGUAGAAUUAUUUUUUUAAUGAUGCACAGUUUUGCCACAUACAACAUUAUUUGGAAGAUUGUUCCAUAUUUCAAUAGUCCUAUUUGGAAACCUUAACUUUUUGACAGUCUUAUUGUCUCUGCUUGCAUUUAUUUUAUAAGUUAAUCUUUAUAUAACUUCAUUCUUUCUGUGAUAGAGUUAUACAGCCUAAUUCUGAGCCACUUUUCCUUCUUUCGUCUAAAGUAGUAAGUCCCAUUUUCUGUAGUUUGUCCUUGUGCUUCGUAUCUCACAGAGUUGGUGCCCAUCUUUCGGCUGCUCUUUGAACUCUCUCCAAUUUGUCUAUAUCUUAUUUUAGAUGUAGACUCCUAUACCACUGCACUGCACUCUGGAGUAGGUGUGUGUGUGUGUGUGUGUGUGUGUGUGUGUGUGUGUGUGUGUGUGUGUGUGUGUGUGUGUGUGUGUGUGUGUGUGUGUGUGUGUGUGUGUGUGUGUGUGUGUGUGUGU
Penaeus vannamei (Pacific white shrimp) is the source of this 2262-nucleotide messenger RNA. Lineage: Eukaryota; Metazoa; Arthropoda; Malacostraca; Decapoda; Penaeidae. The record is from RefSeq and is a predicted model, not a curated record.